AUGCAGCAGAAGCUUCUUUUCUUCUUGCUCGUAGUAUUUGUAUCAUUAUUAUUAUUAUUAAAUGUCGUUGCGUCACAAAGUAUAACACCGUCGACGUUAUCGUGUGAAUAUGCCAACACUUUAAUAGAAGGCAAGAAAGAUGUAAAUGCUAUUGUAUACGACAAUGAAUGCAAUGCACGGAGCUUUCAAGUCGUUGCCACUUCGACUGUUGAACGUAGUUUAAAUUUAUCGAAUCUAGACAUUGUUCAAGUUCAAAGCUAUCCGCGUGUUUAUCAAUUGCUUCUUAACAACAAUAAACUUGAGACAUUCAUGCCUGCAGGCUUGGAUAAUGACAUGGAGGACUUGAAACUUGCUAGCAACUUUAUCACAGACUUGUCUGGCUUUAGCUUUCCUCGACGACUUAAUUACUUGGAUUUAAGUUUUAAUUCCAUCACAACACUAUCGGUGGCUACACCUUGGCCUGAGUCAGGUGAGUUGCAGACGCUUCUGCUCCAUGGCAACUCCCUCAGCUCGGUUGCGUCGGACACGUUCACAAAACUCGUCGCGCUGCAGUCUUUAUCGCUGUCAAACACAGGCAUCUCCAACAUGGACGACGUCGUGCUGCCAGUCUCGCUGCGAAUACUCAAUGCGACCAAAAACUCGUUUACCAGCGCUACAACCAAGUUAUCCAACCUGCCAACGGCUUUACAAUACCUGGACCUGAGCAACAAUCUACUUACGGAGUUUCCCACCGUUGUGUCAUCUCUUACAACACUCGUGGAAUUGAACCUCGAGUCUAACGGUAUUAAAACAAUUAGCGGCAUUACAUUUGCGUCAACGCUUCACAAAGUAUAUCUGGACAAUAACCCACUGUCCAACAUCGAAAUUUGUCGGUCAGAUGUGAGCGUGUUUCAGAGUCUCACUGAAUUUACUGUGCCUUCGUCCGUGUCGAGCACGUGCGUGAAUUCAAAGGCGACUAAGGAAGAAAUCCAGGGCGUCGCUUUUUGCGUGCUUGAAGAUGAUGAUUGUAUCAUCACGUCCACGACGGACUCGAAACGUGGCAGUCUGUCAGGGGCAAACAUAAACGAUAUUGCAAGCUCGAGCGAGACAACCUCGUCAGAGGCAUCCAACAACAGCUCCAACUCCAUUUUCUCGGUGAAGUCUGUCGGGAUUAUUGGCAGCACAUUUUUCCUUGUUGGUGUUCUGCUGAGUGCCUUGGUGUUUGGUCUUAUUUGGACCAAACGAAAAAACAGUGACGACAAUCGUGAUCAGCACGCUGUCUUAAAGUUGAACUAUGAACGUCAAUUAGGAAGCAGCGGUGGCAACGUUAUGUUAUUUACAAACAGUGGGCGCGCUAGUCGUGUUUUCGGAAAGGGUAACGAUGAUUAUCGCGACAUUGACAGCAAGGGUGAGAACAAUAGCACAUUUGGAGGUAGUGGUUUUAAUACCCCUGGCGAAGUAGCGUGGGGCAUUUAUGAAAGUCCUUUGGACAAAUACAAUCUGGUUGCUCUCCUCGAGCCAAGUCCCAAGGAUAAAGGCUAUCUUGGUGCUAGUACAGCUUCGCUUCAGGCCCGCAGCAAGCUCAAGAUCAAGGUCGACUUGGAUGACUUGCUUGUGUACGAGAUCCCGCCUGAAGAAAUUCAGAUGCGUCGUGCGCUGCAUUUGUUUUCAUCAAAGAAGAGCAGCAAAGCUGCAUUAGCUUUAAGCAGUGUGGGAGUGGGUAGCUCUCGUAAGAUGGUGGAUUCUGCUUUGUUCCUGGCCGAGUACCAGGGAUAUAAAGUUGUAAUUCAAACACUCACGCGAUCCAAGAAGUGUCUUGAGAAGCGUUUUGUGGAGCAGAUUCGUCUUGCAGCAUCGCUAGACCACGCAUCAAUUGUGCAUUUCAUCGGCGUCACGACUGGCUGCAGCACCACGGCAAGUCGUCAACGUGGCAGCAGCGGCGCGACGGCUCCUAACGUUGAUUGCGGUCUGACUAACAAUAUGAAUGAGAGCGUUGCAAGCAGCAAAACGAAAAGCCGCUACCCGAACAUGGGCGCACCGUCCUGGCAUCUAGGCGUGGUGUUUGAGUACAUGCAGUAUGGUUCUCUCGCUUCCAUGUUUGAGUACGAGCGUUAUCGCCGUGAAGGUAAGGAGUUGAUUCCGGACAGCAGCGUCACGGCUCCUUUUGGCAGCGCCAAUAGCAACAUCUUUAGCUGGUAUCCAGUGUUUACAAACUCGAGCGCGAGUGCAACUGGUAAUCCGAAUGCCAAUUGGCGGUGCAAACUCUCUUUUGCCUUGGAUGUAGCAAUGGGACUUGUCUACCUUCACGCUAACAACUACGCACACGGUCGUAUUUGCGCACGGAAAGUGUUGGUGAACGAGCAAGGCGAGGCAAAGCUCAGCGCGAUGGACGUGCUGCUACCAUCAGACUUGGUACGAAUCAAAGAUAAGAACCAUGGCAUGGCAGACGAUUUUCGUGGUUCACUUAGAUAUAGCGCCCGGUGGACGGUGCAGAGGAUUACUGGUCUUCGUUCAAAAGUUCCAAAGCAUCAGACAUCAGGAAAUCUUGGUCGUAGUCGCUAUGCGAACAAUAGUGAACAGAGUGAUAUGAGUGGAGCGAGUGAAGUCAGCAGCGCGACACUUGAUAACAACAGUCAAAGUGGUGACAACCCCGCAUUUGAUGAGAAUUGCGAUAUGACUUCGCUCAAGUCGAGUGGCAUUGGGUCGUCUAUUGUGGCGGUACAGCGUGAUGAUGUUUACGCAUUUGGGACGUUUCUAUGGGAGCUUGACACGAUGAUUGCGGUAGAGGAAGAUCUAGCAAGCUCAAGGGUUAAUGCUGGUGGUAAGCCACAUCUGCUCAAGUUUUCUCGAGACUGUCCGUUUGAGCUGCAAGAAUUGGCUCGUCAGUGUUGGAACGAGGUACCAAGUGAACGUCCAGACGCAAUUGAUAUACAAGAGGAGCUAGUGCGUGUCUUGGAAGGUCGUUUGACUACUAGUGGUCAACUCGCGCCCACUACAUGGACACGACCUAGUCAUCUGAGUUCUACAAGUGCCAUUAGCAGUUUAUCAAGUUCCGACUUGUCGUUAAAAGUGUCGUCAUUACCAAGCUCACAUUCAUUAAAGGCCGUGCCAAUAGCCAAUCAUCUCUAA
Molecule: messenger RNA, 3108 nt
Organism: Peronospora belbahrii
Lineage: Eukaryota; Oomycota; Peronosporomycetes; Peronosporales; Peronosporaceae
Source: the annotation of a GenBank genome assembly